UGAGAGUUUCAGCGUCGUUCUUGACUGUUGUUGGAGAAUGGCAGCAGCGGCAGAGAGCGGCGCCGCCCCCGGCGGCCCGGACGCGCCCCGGCAGCGUCAGCGGGAGAUAGAGUUCAUCGAGUUCGAAACGAGAAUGAGGCACCUAAUUGUAGAGGUCAGGGCACUGCAGGGGCAGCGUGGACACCUUGGAAGAUGCCUACAUUGUGCUUUGUGCACCGUUCGCUGCUCAGCUGAUAGAGCCGACCAUCCACCGUGUGACGCAGACGGAGUUGAGCCUCAAGAGUCUGCGGGAAAUGAACGAGAGAAUUCAGAAAGGUCAGCAAAAGCAGAGUCCGAACACCUGCGGGCCUUCUUGCAAAUCCUUCCCAAGCCCCCGCUCUCUCUCUCUCUGUGUGUGUGUGUGUGUGUGUGUGUAGACAUGCACGACGCCCAGUUGCUGUCGGUCAAGGCCGACCAGCAGGUGUCCAUGGUGGAGCACUUCAGAGAAGAACUCUCCAAAUGGGACGUACAGAGACGCAACCACGUGAGCAAGACAGCCAGAUGUAGGGUAGGGCCCACCCUGACUGACGUGAAUUGUGUUGGUUGGCCCACCCUGACUGACGUGCAGGAGUCUAAGCUGACGGAGGAGCUGAGCGUGAUGAAGCAUGACCUGGACGGCUUCAGAUACAACCUGGAGAGAAAAGACACCACCAUACAGGGUACGGUACAUAGCGCAUACGCACUGUGGCUGUCUGGCUGAGGACGACGCCCUUCCCCUCUCUGGUGUGUCAGGUCUUCAGCGUGCGGUGGAGCGCGCCACCCAGGAAGUCAACCGCCUGAUGGACGGCCAAGACCAACUUAGGUAUGUAUCCACAGCCAAAGGCCACUUACUGACUGCCCAAGGCCACCCCUUUCUCUCCCUGUGUGUCUGUGCUGUGGUUGCAGGCAGUACUCGGAUGAGCGCAUCGACCUCCAAUCCAAGCAGCUCAGCGACUUCAGAACCGAGACAGAGGUAUGUGGCUGACACACCAACAGCAAGUCCAUCAUGAGUACACAGAACUGUCCGUGUCCGUGUCCGUGUCUGUGUGUGUGUGUGUGUGUGCAGGUGAAGCUUGUGGCGGUGGAGACCAAACACAACGCCCUGGCGGACGAGCUCUGGGGAGAAGAAACAGGACUAGCAAAGGUCACUCAGCAACCCUCCCGCCCUCCAUCUCCAUCUCCAUCUCCAUGUCUCCCUUACUCCCUCCUGUGCAGGUGACUGGUGAGCUGAACAAGUCCAACCAGAUCGUGAGUGCGCUCAACGAGGAGGUCAAGCGCAUCGCCCGCUCCAAGGCGUCCACCGCCGACUUCGAGAAGCUGCAGAGCGAGGUCAAGGACUCCAUCGAGGAGUCAGCCAGCGCCGUGGCCACACUCAAAACAUCCGUCAACUCGGCCGUGCAGGUCAAGUGGUGCAGAGACAGAAGAGAUGUGACAUUGUGUGUGUGGUGUGUUGUGUGUAUAUCAGGAGGUGAAGGAGCAUUUCCGCACGGCAUCCAACACCAUCGCCGCACACAACGCAACCAUGAUGCAGGGUGCGGGGCGGUGCAGUGCGCACAGGCGCACAACUACAACUACGCAGAUAGACCGAUAUGGACACAACACAACACAACACACCCCUGGGGCUGUGUGGUUCUUAUGUUUGUCAGAGGUGCGCGCGGCCUACACGGACGAGCUGACUCAUGCGGCCAAGCUGCGCAACGACGUGCAGAACUUCAUGCACGACACCCAGGGGGCCAUGCAGAGCCUCGAAAAGACAGUCGACGGCAUUCGCUCACAGACUGAGGCGAUGGUCAAGGUGAUGGACUGACUGCAGCAGAAAGAGACAGACAGACAGACAGCCACACAAACAUGUGUGUUGUGUGCAGGAGGUGCGGCUGGACGUGGAGGAGCUCAACAAGAAGCGCAAAAGGGACAAGGCAAACAGCGGUAGGGAGGUCGGUCGAUCAGGUGGUGACAUGGCACCAAUAUAUAUGUGGUGUGGUGUGGUCAUUCCCUCGGUAGAGAUCGAGUUGCGUCAGCUCAAGAAGCGCAUCGGCGGUGUGUACGAUAACAGCGAUGCCGUCCUCAAGGGCAUCGAGCACAUCGCCGGCGUAAUGGCCAUCGUCCUCGAAUCAAACAAGGUCACACACACACACAUACACACAGACACAAUGGCUGUGUGUGCGAGUGGGUGCAUAGGCGCGCUUAUGCCUCUCUGUGUCUGUCAGGUUGCGUGUGCGGUGUCCCUGCAAGACGACGACGACCGACGGAAGGUGGCCUUGAUGGGGUACAAGGAGGCGGGGCAAGGCGGGCCUUCAGCACAACAACCCGGCGCAGCACCCAUAGCUCGCAAGGGCACACAGGCCGCACCAACCGUCAUCUCCGUCAGUACAUCGCCCUGGCAAUGCCUCCACCUUUCAUUGUGGUGUGGCGUGUGUCUCCCUUCCUCCCUCCCUCCCUCACUGAUCAGGUUGACAAUCGGUGUCUGUCGUGCAGCGGUCAGUCUGCCACCGUGCUGGCGGGGUUCAAGAUGGCGUGUCUCCAGUACCACCCAGGCCCUGUGCCCUACAGCGGAAAAGUAGAGACAGACAGACAGACCACCCAGGUAGACACCACACAUAUGGGUGACCGACUGACUUUCAGCAUUACUCUCGAGGAGAGCUCCUUGCCAUCCGCAGCCAGUUGAUUGAACAAGUAAGAAACCACACAGCGUGCCAGGCCUCACACACAACAUGUAUAUAUUGGGACGGGAUGCGCUGCAGGCGUCUGAGGCUCUGCAUCUGGGCCCCGAGGGCCGUGGUGGCGGGCCGAGCGGCGGCAUGAUAUUCGGCAGUGUCGCGGCUGAGGGACGAACGGCGCCAGGCUCGGCCUCAUCCGUCCAGCGGGAGCUCCUACACGCAAGCCGGUCGGUAUACAAACACACACACACAGAUUCCAGAUCAAGACAGCAGAGACGUGGAUUCGUGCGUCACCGCUGCCUGUGUCUCGUGUGUGUCCCCCGUCCAGCAGCCUUGCUCAAUACUCCCCCGGCAGCAUGGGCUUCAACCUCGGUGGCGGGUCAGGCACCAGGUCCUCUGUGCACUCGAGCGCGACGUCGGGGAGCGGCGGGAGAGGGAGGGUGCCCACACCCCUCGGGCAGACUGCUGGUAUGGGUGUGGGUGUGGGUGGGCUGCCCAACCUGCAGUCGGCUAGUGGUGGCAAAAGGACCACCAUCGGCCCAGCCAUGACGGCCAGAUAGAUGAGUAGACAUAUCUCUCCCUUCUCCAAACAGGAGAAGAGAGACCACACCCGUGGUGCAUGCCAUGCCAUGCCAUGGCAGGGCAUGAUUGUAUGGGAAUGCGUAUGCGUAUGCGUAGUGGACCCUAUGUGCUCAACAUGUUGUGGUUGUACUUUUGCCUUUCGU
Molecule: messenger RNA, 3400 nt
Organism: Vitrella brassicaformis
Lineage: Eukaryota; Vitrellaceae
Source: the annotation of a GenBank genome assembly